AUGGAGGAAGGAAGUCCUCGCCGACCGAGAGCAGUGUCUGGAGCUUCUCGCAGAAGCGAGGGACCAAUCUCCCCGACCAGAAAUGGCCGAGGAUUGUCAGAGGACGAUGCCAUCUCGCCCACUCGGCGCUUCUCGGCCAUCGACGAGGACCAGCCCCGCCGUCGUAGCUCAGCAGCUAGACGGAGCGGCAGUGGCGUCCUGAGUCUAGCACCGCGGACGACCCUGGCAGAGAGAACCCAAGGGAAAUUCACCCUGGCAGGGCCCGAUGAAGGUCCGCAGAUGGUCCUGUCCUAUGAGCCCUUCGUGCAACCGGGAUACGUAGACCUCAAUCCUUCGUAUGAGCAGCCCAAUAAUGCAAAGCCCGUCUGGUCUCUGGCUAAACCACUGCCCCGUGUCGUGCGACCGGGCAUGGUGCCGACGAAAGAUGAGCUGUUGGAGAAGCGCGGCAAUGCGCAACUUCCCGCGGAGAAUUCGCAGCGAUUAGGGCUCGAUCCGAAUCCCAAUGACCUCGAACAAGGAAAAAUCGAAAAAACCGUCGAUCCACGAAAGAUGGCGGCGCAGGUGGAGGAUGCGCGGCUGCAGCGUGAAGCCAACUUCAUGAACAAGGUUCUUACGGGAGAAACUACCUCUGUUGCCGGGCGAGGAUCACGACGUCUUUCCCACACGUCUUCUACUCGACAAAGACGGCCGUCUCAGUGGAAUGCUGAUGAGGACCACCUUUCCACCGUUGAAGAAGGCGGAUCGCAGCCAACCGACGAUGGCCAUGGCCAGGGUAGACCGCCCGACUAUUUAACAGACGAUCCCUUGGGGACCGUCCCUGAAGUCCCAGAAGGGCUUAAUGCGGAUGACUUGGACACGAAAUUGGAAUUCCCAGGAUUGGACCAUGAGACCUGCCCUGAGGAUCUACAUCCAUUGGUGCAGGAUCUCAUCGAGGAAGAGGUCCACAACAACCACACUACAUGGUCCGUCAUCCGGACGCACCAUCGCGAAGCACUCGCCGAAGCGCUCGCCGUAUUCGUGCAAUUAACCAUCGGAUUCUGUGCCGACCUGUCAGUGACCGUCGCAGCCGCCGGAAACCCUAACACCACGGCGUGGGCCUGGGGCUUUGCAACCAUGAUUGGUAUCCAUAUUUCCGGUGGUGUCUCCGGUGCCCAUCUCAACCCCGCCAUCACCGCGAUGCUCUGGUUCUACCGUGGCUUCCCCAAACGCAAAAUCCCAGAGUACUUCGCGGCCCAAUUCAUCGGUGCUUUUUGUGCCGGUCUCGCCGCGUACGGUAUCUACUACCAGUCCAUUCAGUACUACAUUAGCAACAACAUCGACACGGGCAUCAUCACCAGCUUCGUCACCAGUCAACGCGAGGUAUGGAUUGGACCCGCGACGGCUUUUUUCACAGAGUUCAUAGGCACCGCCUUCCUCGCCGUGACUGUCCUGGCCCUAGGUGAUGACCAGAACGCUCCACCCGGAGCCGGUAUGAACUCGCUCAUCAUCGGCCUCGUCAUUACAUGUCUGAGUAUGACAUUCGCCUACCAGACUGGCGCGGCGUUCAAUCCCAGUCGAGACUUCGGGCCACGACUUGCGCUUCUCGCGAUGGGCUAUAGCAAUGAUCUGUUCUUGAACCCGUACUGGUUCUAUGGCCCGUGGGUUGGUGCUGUGGCGGGUGCGUUCAUGGGCGCCUUCUUGUAUGAUUUCUUCAUUUUCACUGGUGGUGAAUCGCCUGUCAACUAUCCUCUUGAGCGGACCCAGCGGGCGAUAAGGAAGAGUCGGAUGAAGUGGAAGCGUCGUCUUCGUCUUGCGAAGCGGGAGCCUAGGGGAAUUUCUAUCCCGUGA
Messenger RNA from Penicillium argentinense, 1827 nucleotides. Its product is annotated as MIP/aquaporin family protein. Gene Ontology annotation, biological process: water transport; glycerol transmembrane transport. Gene Ontology annotation, cellular component: plasma membrane. NCBI's taxonomy places the organism in Eukaryota, Fungi, Ascomycota, Eurotiomycetes, Eurotiales, Aspergillaceae. Gene Ontology annotation, molecular function: glycerol channel activity; water channel activity. The transcript is spliced from 2 exons. Bases 1 to 1827 code for a protein of 608 amino acids. The record is from RefSeq and is a predicted model, not a curated record.